Messenger RNA from Protopolystoma xenopodis, 918 nucleotides. The record is from the annotation of a GenBank genome assembly. Lineage: Eukaryota; Metazoa; Platyhelminthes; Monogenea; Polystomatidea; Polystomatidae.
CUGACCGGGUCGGUAUGUACCUCUUCAGAAGCCGCUGCUGUUGCCGCAACCGCCUCCGCUGCCACCGACCUCGAGGGGCUCCGUUUGCCCGCCAGUUUAGUCAACGAAUUGGCUUUUAUAGCGCAUACUUGCGGCCUAUUUUCUGUUGAUGACCUGCCUCCAUACAACUUAGUUCUCACUAAGAUGGCGCCCUCAAGUAUGAAUGCGGAUUUACCUGCUAGUCAGAUGUCUGCUUCCUCCGCAACCCCGCCAAUAAGAGAAGGGUCAUCAAUGUUGUUACCUCCCUCGUUACUGCCGGGCACCCUUGGAGAGCGUUCAGUCAACUUGGAAAACACGGAAUCGUCAGAGUCGAUGGGUGCACAGACAACACACCGUGACCGAGUCAUAUGUCGUCCCCACGGUAGGCGUGGAGCUCUGCCUCAAGCCCAACCGCGCCCUGAUCUCGAGAUUUCCACUGGCGGUUGUGCUCGUCGAGGCCGCUCUUCAGGGACGGAUGCCAUCUCCCUGGCCUCGAUACCCGACCGGCAUCAAGCUAAACGAAGCACCUCUGGUGGGAGUCAUGCUGGUUUUUCGAGGGAAGUCAACUCUGAAAGCCUGGCACCAGGGAAACAGACGUCUUCUAUCUUCCCCACAUCGACUUCCUUACAUAGUCGGGCUCGUGUGCCGGCCAAUCUUUGGCAACCAGGCCAAUUGCCUUUGCAGUUGCCAUUGCCUCUACCGCCAUCGGUGAUGACAUCGGCCUCGCAAUCAGGCACUGGCGGGCGCAUGGCUACACCGCCCGCCUUCACUGGUGCUAUGCUGUUAGCUGCGGAGACUCUGCAGCGCGAGGCAGCCCGCGAUCCCUGGUUCGAGCCGACACGCCAUCUACUUCAACGAGAGUUGACCAACCUCGAGGGCAGAUCCAUACUCGCUCUGUGA